Spirometra erinaceieuropaei is the source of this 1910-nucleotide messenger RNA. Lineage: Eukaryota; Metazoa; Platyhelminthes; Cestoda; Diphyllobothriidea; Diphyllobothriidae. The record is from the annotation of a GenBank genome assembly.
AUGAACAUAUUAUACAACGGCCUCCACGCCCCACUGGCGACUGUUCCGAAGGCGGAUAAACUGACUGCCGUUGAUGACUUUAAUGCCCACGCUAGAACAGAUCAAGCUGACGAGGAGGGAGUGCUGGGUCCCCAUGGCAUCGGUGGUCGCAACGACAACGGCUUCCUGCUUUUGCUACCCUGCGUUGAACAUCGUUUCCACCGGACUGAAGCCUACAACCUUCCCAAGCAGAAGAGGGUAACCCGGAAGCAGCCACGAUCGCCGCGUGGGCACCUGUUGGACAGCCUUCUUUUGCAGAGACGAGACCAAUAAAGACUUUCGAUGGCAACGACUGGCAGCCUUGUCAUUUCCUAGAUGAGAUUUCGAUUGCAACCACGCAGGAGACCAUAGGGUAAGCGACCGUCAGACACGUUGAAUACUGUUCUGCUGAAUUUACCUGAUCACCGCUCCGAGGUCAGCAAAGAUUCGGUCCUGAGCAUGGAAGAUGUGUGUGGAAGAAAAAACACUGUGGAGACACAGUGAUUUCAUCUGCGAAAUGUCAUCCGCUUCAUCAUCCUGGGCGGCCUCAGUCGUGCACGUCGCCAACACUAACACCGGCUUGACAAAAACGACGUAGAUACCAGCGAACUAACCGUUGAGGAAAAUGAUCCACACAAAGUCCCAUGGAUAAAGCAAUGACGUUGUUGCUUAACACCGACCGAUCAACACUUUUUUUCAUGAGAAAUCGGAUAUUUUGAAGCCCUGAGUCAAGCACAUCAGAACAGCCCUCAUCCGACCAUCUGCAAACUCCGAAGCAGCCAUCAGUCAGCUGUCCCCAAUGAACAAGAACGAAGGUCUCGACCUCUGGUGUUUCUUCACAAAAGCGAUCAAAACUAUGCGAGAAAAGCAUCGGGAUCCUCCGCAGUCUCGACCGCUGUCUACAAGCGUUGCGACCCUUGGCUGAUGGGAUUCAUCACAUCGCUUUUCCAAGAAACAUGACGGAAGGAACAAGUCCUUCAGCAUUUAGAGCAUGCGACAGUCUCUGCAAGUGGAAAGAAAACAGACAACUCUGUGCUUAUCACAGAGAAAUUCUUCUGUCCAACACUGCGGAAAAGAUCUCCGCAUACGUCCUCAUGAAUUGUUUCAGUCGCCAUGUGGAACGCGGACUUCUCCCGGAAAGAUAGUACGAAUUCAGAGACGCCGUAAAACCGUUAAAAUCGUUUUUUUCAGACCAGCAACUUUAAAACAAAUGUCAGGGAAUCCGGACCCAUCUCUACACUACCUCCUCAGGCCUGUCCAAAUAAUUUGACACGGCGGAUUGCGAUGGGACCCAGGAGUCACACAAAAUCCGGUUUUUCUGACCGCCUCACACGCGUGGUCCACUAACUCCAUGACAUGAUGCUGGUGGGGAUAACGGACAAUGAGACACCCCUAGAAGCAUUCGUGGGGGCCAAUGGAGCAAAGCGAGGCAGCGCACUCGAUCUUGCCAUCUUCAGUUCUCCGCCAUGAUACUAAACGCCUAUCGCAAUGAGCGCCCUAGAAUCGGUAUCGUUUGAAAGACUAACUGUUAGUUAUUUAUUAUUUGACGCACGUAGGUGGCCAUAUGUCUCUCGACGACUUCUGUUCAUGAUAUUUUAUCUCCGAACGCCGGCGUGAUUAACACCGCUCACAUGCAAGGGAGCACGGAGCUCAUCGUCGCCGAGUGUGCACAAUUCGAACUGACCAUUUAUAUGCAUAAAACGGUGUCCGUAUACCAGCGGUCGUCCAACAGUCAGUACAACUAUCCCGACAACGGCACCCAACUGAAGGUUGUGCAGAACGUCGCCCAUCUAGGCAGUAAAAUAUCAGGGAACACUAAAAUCGACGAUGAAGAGGCUCAUCGAAUCGCCAAAGCCGGUCAGGACUUCGGCCAAUUGGGGGGCUACGUCUAA